UGCGCUAUAGUAGCCAAUCCAAUCCAGCCAGACUGCGAGCUGGUGCUGCAGGCUGUCACUUCACGGAUCGCUUUUACCUGCAACGGACUGAACGGAAAGAUAACGCGUGCAGGUGGACUUGGCUGUUCAAAAGGCUGAGCGGAGGAGAUAUAAUACCUGUAUUUUAAUUUCUUCUGCGGAAGCCUGGAAUUGCGAAGAUGUCUCUUUUUAAGAAAAAGUCGUCCAAGAGUAACGUGGCUCUAACGCAGACCAAAACACAAGCAUCUGAGUUGAGUGAACUGAUUGAAAGACUGCAGAAGGAUGCUGACGAAGUGGAAAAGAACAUCAUCGACUGUGACGAUAAGCUACGAAAGGAUAUAGACAGAAUUCGAGGAGGGAAGUCAUACCAAUACUACAAUGACAUUGAGGGCAAGAUUGCAGAGUCAAACAAGUUGCUGAAAGUUUUGGAGGUUUCUGCUGCUGAUGCCCACAAACUGAAACAUCCACAGGCUGCGAUGAUAGAGGAGGACAUCAGGCAGAUGAAACAGCGAAUCCUCAAACUGCAGGCUGAGAGUGACAGAACCUACAAGACAUCUCAGACGGAUAACAUCCCACGGAUUGACUGGGUGAAGAUAAUUGAUGAGAAACAGGCCGCCCUAAAUAACAAAGGUUUUGGUGCUGACCUGCCCUCUGUGGAUAAACAAGUGGAGGAGCACAUUCUGUUCCACAGUGAAGUAGAAGCCAUUGCUCCUCAUAUCAACCAAAAUCAGAAUAAGGAAUAUGUCAGUGGAGUGAAUGUUAAAUACAACAAACUGCUGAAUAACUCUCAGGCAAGGCAGAAUGACCUGAACAGCCUGCGCGACUACAUGCAGCGCUGCACCAAUGAGCUUUACUGGCUGGAUCAGCAGCAGGAGGACCGGAUCAGUUAUGACUGGAGUGAUAAGAACUUGGAUUAUAUGUCUCGGCAGAGGCAGUAUGAGAAUUUUAUUAACAAGCACCUGGAACCAAAAGAAGCUGCUGUGACCAAACUUCAUGAGGAUGCCCAAAACCUACUGGCUGAAAAUCACCCUGGGAGAAAUGCCAUUGAGGCACAUGCAGAAGCUGUACACGCUGAUUGGAAGCAAUACCUAAACCUGAUGAUCUGAGAGCAACACCUCAAGUACAUGAAUGACUACCACAAAUACAACAGAGACGCCAAGGACACACAGGACUUGUUGAAAAAGCUGGAUAAUGAGUUGAACCACAAGUACAAUCCUGAAUUCAAGGACAUCUACCAGACAGAAACCCUGAUCCAUGAUUUGGACGACCAAAUAAAAGCUCUUGACCAGCAUGAUGAGGUGAUCAAGUCCUUGCAGAAACGAAGUCAGCAAGUGCUGCCUCUGAAAUACCGAAGGGAAACUCCGCUGAAGCCCAUUCCUGUCGAGGCACUCUGUGACUAUGAUGGAGACAAGGGCUCAAUUGUACGUGGGGAGAAGUACACUUUGUCUAAAAACAACACCUCAAUGUGGGACGUGGUAGACAGUGAAGGGAAGAAGAUUACCGCACCUGGAGUCGCUUUCAUUGUUCCCCCCACUGACGUCGACGCUGUCACUUUUGCUGACAACCUUGCCAAUCAACAGAAGGGUCUGAAACAAAAAGCAGCAAACAGCAAGGCUGCCCUGGCAAAACGAUAUGAAGAGCUGAAGAAAGAAAAGCCGACAGGCUUCGAUGAGCAGGAGCAGCAGUGUCGCCAGCUGAUGUCCGGGCUAGACAAAGUCUACAAUGAUUUGGACAGACAGGAGAAGGAUGUCUAUUCACGUCUUCGUCCGCCACUGGACCAGAACCACCCCAUCCAGGACAGUACAGAGCGGCUGAAUGACCUCAUGACAAUCAAAGGUUCUGUCAGGCGCAUUGAACCUGAAAAGUCCUCAAAGAUCCGUGAAGCAGAGGUCUUCUUGUCGAAGAAUCCUUCCUGUGCGAGCGCUCCACAGCUCUACAACAAAGUCAAUGAUGCCCGAACCAAGUAUGACAAGGUCGACCUCCUGCUGACGUCGGCAGAAGACAAGUUUGACAAGUCCAAUCGCCUUGAGAACAGCCUGCAUAAAGGGCGCACCAUGCUGGCAACUUAUGAAAACAGACUGGCCAGGGAGGAAAUAGCCCCAAGUGACUUGAGAUCACUAGAAAACACCCAGCAGGAACUGGCUGCAAUGAACAACGAGCUGAAAUCCAAGAGAUCCACACUAUCCGAGACUGAGCAGAACCUUCAGGCAUCGAAGUUGUGCUGUGAGAACCUCACGAACAAACUGCAAGAGCACUGUCCAGACAUUGACCGGCAAGAGUCUGAAGUCCGAAAACUGAAUAAGAGAUAUGAGAAUCUUAACAAGCAAAUUAACACCAGGUCCCAGGAGCUGCAGAAGGCCAAAGUGGCUUAUGGUAAUUAUCGCAAUGACUAUGACAGCCUGAACAGCUGGAUGAGUCAAGUGCCCGACUACUCGCCAAGAGAGACUGAUGAUCCUCGGCAAAUUGAUACUAAACUGAAGAACCAGAGGAAUCUGCUAACAGACAUUUCCAGGAAGGAGGUUGAAAUGGAGAAUGUAACCAAAAGUGCACAGCAAUAUCAAGAAGCUGUCAAGAAUUAUGAAACAGAGGCAGAGAAAUUCAGGUCUGUUCUUGAUCUUGAAGAUGGCGUGGCACCCCAGUCCUACAAAAAACACAAACUUGAAUCCCCUGCUGUAAAAGUCAAAAAUGAAGAAGCUGCAAUGGGUGCAAAAUUUACUGAAGUCAGUGCCGUCAACAAGCAAAGACUGCAGAACCUGGAGUUUGCACAAAGUCUGCUGAAUCAGCAAUCUGAAGUACCACUUGUCCAGCAGACAUUCCAGACACAAAGGGCUGAAAGACCUGGUGAAGAACCUUGGAGGAUAAAGAAACAAUUAGAUGAUGAGAUUCAUCGCCGGGAGCAGCUCGAAAUAGAGCUAAAAACUGUACAGAAUGAGAUCUAUACAUUAGAAGGCCUUAAACCACAGGAUACACUAGUUAAAAAGGAACUGAUCAGAAAAGUUCCAGAUCCUCAGCUGGAUGAAGAUUACAGGAAAAUGCAGGAGAGAGUUGCCGAAGAACAGCGCCGUACCAGAACAUUAGAAACCGAACUGGAGACACUUAGGGUAAAGCUGCGUGGUUUUGAAACAGAAAAAAGGGAAGGUGCACAACAAUAUGUAGUAAAGGAAGUCCUCCGAAUCGAAAAAGAUAAAGAACAAGAGGAAGAGGUAUUAAGGCUAAAAGAGGAGUUGGAGGAACUGAGGAGGCAAAAGGCAGCCAAAGAAAAUGAAUUAGUGAUUCUUCAAAAACAAGUUAACGUGUUCAGUCAGGAAAGAACCAAGGAACUGGAAAAGAUCACGGAGAAAGAGGUGAUCAAAAUUCAGAAUGAUCCACAACUGGAAAGUGAGUACAGAAUGCUCAUGGAUAGCAAACAAAAAGAGAUUGAAGCUAGAAAAAAGCUGGAACAAGAACUUCUGUUUCUUCAGGAAAAGCUAAGACGGUUAGAAAAAGAAAAGGCGAUAGCCGAAGAAAAAAUCACCAUCAAAGAGGUCUUAAAGGUGGAAAAAGAUCUUGCUUUAGGGAGGGAGGUGGACUCGUUGAGGCAGGAAUAUGAAGAUGAAAAGGCCAAAAACCGAUCACUUCAGAGAGAACAAAGUGACCUUCUUAGUAGGAUUAAUCUUCUCGAAAAUGAGAAAUCCAAACCUAUUGUUCAAGAGAAGGUAAGAGAGAUUGUAAGACCCGAUCCAAAGACUGAAAGUGAAGUGUCCAGCCUUCGUUUUGAGCUUGCUGAGCAGCAGAGAAGAUGUAGGGAUGCAGAGCUGCAACUGAAGACAAUUCAAGAUGAACUACUACUGCUGAGAAACAGAGGUCCCCAGGUAGAAUACAAAGAAAUCAUUAAAGAGGUUAUUAAGUACAAGACUGAUCCAGAAACAGAACGGGAGCUUGAGACACUCCGGAACGACAUCAUAGACAAAACCCGCAGGAUUGAACGGUCAGAAAUUGAGGUGACACAGCUGAAGGAUGAAAUUCAAAGAUGGAAAGAUGCCAAGCCACAGGUGCAAAUAAAAGAAGUGAUAAAUGAAGUCCUUCAAUACAAAGAAGAUCCAAAAACCAAAGAGGAAGUAGAAUCUCUUAGAGUGCGCCUUGCGGAGGAACAGAAAAAGAGAAUUGAACUGGAAAGAGAAAAGGCAGCCAAUGAAGAGAAGAUUCGCCAGAAGGAGAUUGAGCUUUCUCAAGUUAAAGAAAAAGUGGUUCAGCAAGAAGUAGUUAAGAUGGAGACGGAUCCAAUUUUGAAGUCAGAGUGCAACACCUUUAUGCAGAAUAUUGCAAAUGAGCAGAAGCAAAAGGAAGCACUGAAGGAAGAGAUAAUUAGGCUUCAGCUGCGGAAAACGGAGUUGGAGCAUCAGCUAGAAGACUUAGAGCGAGAGAGACAAGCUAGACGAGAAGCUGAGCUUGAAAUACAAAAAUUAAGGAUCAGGCUGGGUGAACUUGAGUUGAAAGAGAAGGAAAACAGAGAUAAGGUAACUGUGAAACAGAAAGUGGUGCUCCAGCAGGAUCCUCAACAGGAAAAAGAACAUGCACUCCUCAAGUUACAGUUGGAAGAAGAGAUACACCGGCGCCAACUUCUGGAAAAAGACUUCCAAGCCACAGCCGACAAACAAGUGACACUUGAAAAGAUGGAAGUCAGGGAGAAAGUGAUCUUCUCGGAAAAGGUUCAGGUUGAGAAAGAUCCUGAAGCUGAGCAGGAGAUUGAAAAACUCAAGACUACUUUGGAAGAAGAAUCCAAGCGAAGACGUGAACUCGAGUCAGAAUUGCAACAACUCCUUUCCAAGGUGUCAGAAGUGGAAUUUUCUAACACCAAAUACUUAAAAGAAUUGGACUACAUGAGGGAAGAAAACCAGCAGCUAAAACUAGAUAAGAACCAACUGGAAAAUGAUGUCCGGCAACUGCAAACAGACAUUCACAUCAGCGUUAAGGAAUCCAAAGAUAUUACAGAAUCUCCUUUGAUGGACAGUGGAAGAAAUCUUGAGCUUCGUGUAGAAUCGCUUCAGAAAGAACUUGAUGAGUUGCGAAGUAUCACAAAUGACAAAGAUCAAGAGAUUGCCAAGCUUCAAAAGAAUUUAUCAUCAAUGAGAAUCAAGAGGGAGCAGAGAGAAAGUCACUUAAAAAGGUCCAUUGUUGUCAUCGAUCCAGACACAGGAAAAGAGAUGACUCCGGAGGAAGCACACAGAAUAGGUCUCAUUGACUGGAAAAUGUUUGUUAACCUCCAGAAUCAAGAAUGUGACUGGGAGGAGAUUUCCAUGAAAGGACCCAACGGUGAAUCCUCUGUUCUGCAUGACAGAAAAUCUGGCAAAAAAUUCUCCAUUGAUGAUGCCAUCAAGAGUGGCAAAAUAACAAGAGAUCAUCUACGCCGCUUCCAUAACAAAGAAUUAUCCAUCCAGGAAUUUGCCAUAAUGGUCUCGGGCAAAGCUUGAUAAGACGUUGAUCCAGAAGUAUUAAUCAUGCCUUGCUAUGAGAAAUGUAUUGUCAAGAAUGAUCUCCUGAAACCUUAAUUCCACAAAAAAAACCAACAAAUCUGAAUCAAUACCUAAUAAAGCUCUCGAUUAUAAUAAACUUUACCAUAAAUGUAUGACCAGUAGACAGUUCUGCACAAAUCUUGGCCUGUUAUGUACUUACACUUUCAAAAGCAGAAACCAAACAGGCGGACAGAUAAAAAAAAAAAAAAAAGUACAAAAACCUUUCUGGAGUGGGCAAGGGAGACGGAUUAAGAAUUUUAAGUAUAUCUACAAGUUUACAAGUGCAUGUUCUUAGGACCAUUCUAAAAAGGCAUAUUUAUAUAAAUAUAUAGACAUGUUUUUAACAUCAGUUGUCCUAAGUCAAUAACUACCAAAGCUGUGGAUAAUUAGACAAGUUUAGCUUCCUGAAAAAAGUGAUAUAUUUUUGGUAAUGUAACCUUUUGUGCCUUUAAUUUGGGGAUCAAUGGUUUGGUAAUUAUGUAUACAUUUUUCCUGCUUGUAUUACAAAGUUAGCUUUCUGCUUUAGCAAUUUACAUGAACAGCAAACAUCUGAAAAUUUUGUGUUAAUUUUGAAGACUAGGAAUAAACGUUGGUGACUGGAAAACAA
Molecule: messenger RNA, 6117 nt
Organism: Erpetoichthys calabaricus (reedfish)
Lineage: Eukaryota; Metazoa; Chordata; Cladistia; Polypteriformes; Polypteridae
Gene: ppl
Product: periplakin
Biological process (GO): intermediate filament cytoskeleton organization; wound healing
Cellular component (GO): membrane; cytoplasm; cytoskeleton
Molecular function (GO): structural molecule activity; cadherin binding
Source: RefSeq, a predicted model, not a curated record